Triticum dicoccoides is the source of this 4648-nucleotide messenger RNA. Its product is annotated as LRR receptor-like serine/threonine-protein kinase GSO1. The record is from RefSeq and is a predicted model, not a curated record. Gene Ontology annotation, biological process: protein phosphorylation. NCBI's taxonomy places the organism in Eukaryota, Viridiplantae, Streptophyta, Magnoliopsida, Poales, Poaceae. The transcript is spliced from 2 exons. The coding region runs from base 395 to 4192 and encodes 1265 amino acids. Gene Ontology annotation, molecular function: ATP binding; protein kinase activity; protein binding.
UGCCUUUCCUUGGCCCCAGUGUACUCUGCUCUACUCACUCCGGUCCCAACUGCCAAAUCCCCUCGCCCCUCUCUCUCAGCUCCUCCAUUAGUCCAUCAUUCACCGAGCAGAGCAAAGCAAAGCAAGCGCAACAACUCCUUCUAGAGGUGGACGCGGUCGGCGCCAUUCAAAUGCCAUGCACUGACACGGCACAGAUUACCGCCACCUCUUAACUCCCCUCUUUCUCCCUCCACUUCCCAAGCACAGAGGCGCGCGGGAACCCAUGCAUGCGCCCAUGCACAUAUCCACCGCCGCCGCCCGGAUGCAUAUGUGCGUGUGCGUGCGUGUGUCCAAGGCGGCAGCUGCUCUCCUCACAAGUUGACGCCUAGUGGCAGGCUGGCAGCAAGAAGCGAAGAUGACGGGCGCAGGAGUAACGGCGCGGCCCGUGCGACGGUUCUCGGUAAUUCCGGCCGCGUGGCUGCUGCUGCUUCUGGUUUCACGCGUGGCGCCGGCGGCGGGUGAUGAUGGGGACGUGUUGUUGGAGGUGAAGAGCGCGUUCGCGGAUGACCCGGAGGGAGUUUUGGAGGGCUGGUCCGGCGAUGGCGGCGGCUCGUCGGACUUCUGUUCCUGGGCCGGCGUCACGUGCGACCCGGCGGGGCUCAGGGUGGCCGGCCUCAACCUGUCCGGCGCGGGGUUGGCCGGGCCGGUGCCCGGGGCGCUCGCGCGCCUCGACGCGCUCGAGGUCAUCGACCUUUCGUCCAACCGCCUCACGGGCCCCAUCCCGGCGGCUAUCGGGCGCCUCCAAAGGCUCCAGCUUCUCAUGCUCUACUCCAACCAGCUCGCCGGCGGGAUCCCGGCGUCGCUGGGCAGACUCGCCGCGCUCCAGGUGCUGCGCCUCGGCGACAACCUCGGCUUGUCGGGGCCGAUCCCCAAAGCGCUCGAGGAGCUCCGGAACCUCACCGUCAUCGGGCUCGCGUCCUGCAACUUCACCGGAGCGAUACCGGGGGGCCUUGGGAGGCUCGCUGCGCUCACGGCCUUGAACCUGCAAGACAACUCCCUGUCCGGGCCGAUACCAGCGGACAUCGGCGCCAUGGCAAGCCUCCAGGCGCUUGCUCUCGCUGGGAAUCAACUCACCGGCGACAUACCGCCGGAGCUUGGGAAGCUCUCCUAUCUCCAGAAGCUCAACCUCGGGAACAAUUCAUUGGAGGGCGCCAUACCGCCGGAGCUCGGAGCUCUGGGCGAGCUCCUGUACCUCAACCUCAUGAACAACCGCCUCUCUGGGCGCGUGCCGCGCGCUCUCGCCGCGCUCUCUCGCGUUCACACGAUUGACCUGUCCGGUAACAUGCUCACUGGCGGGCUCCCCGCCGAGCUCGGCCGGCUGCCGCAGCUCAACUUCCUUGUGCUCGCCGACAACCACCUCAGCGGCCGCCUUCCGGGCAACCUGUGCAGCGGCAGCAAUGAAGCAGAGUCAUCCACUAGCCUCGAGCACCUCCUGCUCUCCACCAACAACUUCACCGGGGAGAUACCGGACGGGCUGUCACGGUGCCGUGCGCUGACGCAGCUCGACCUGGCGAACAACAGCCUCUCUGGCGCCAUCCCGCCGGGCCUCGGCGAGCUCGGGAACCUGACGGGUCUGCUGCUCAAUAACAACAGCCUCUCUGGCGAGCUGCCGCCGGAGAUCUUUAACCUCACUCAGCUCACUAGCCUUGCAUUGUACCACAAUCAGCUCACUGGCCAGCUGCCGGACGCCAUCGGCAAUCUCAAGAACCUCCAGGAACUGUACUUGUACGAGAACCAGUUCUCGGGCGAGAUACCGGAGACCAUCGGGGAGUGCUCGAGCUUGCAGAUGAUCGACUUCUUUGGGAACCAGUUCAACGGGAGCAUACCGGCGUCCAUCGGGAAUCUGUCCGAACUGAUCUUUCUUCACCUCCGGCAGAACGAGCUGUCGGGUCUGAUUCCGCCGGAGCUCGGCGAUUGCCAUCAGCUCCAGGUUCUUGACUUGGCGGACAAUGCUCUAUCCGGUGAAAUCCCGGCGACGUUUGAGAAGCUCGAAUCGCUCCAGCAGUCCAUGCUGUACAACAACUCGCUGUCCGGCGCAGUCCCGGAUGGCAUGUUCGAGUGCCGGAACAUCACGAGGGUGAACAUCGCGCACAACCGGCUCGGCGGCAGCCUCCUGCCGCUCUGCGGGUCGGCGAACCUGCUAUCGUUCGACGCCACCAACAACUCGUUCGAGGGCGGGAUCCCGGCGCAGCUCGGGCGGUCCUCGUCGCUCCAGCGCGUUCGCCUCGGGAGCAACGCCCUCUCCGGGCCGAUCCCGGCGUCGCUGGGCGGCAUCGCCGCGCUGACGCUGCUGGAUGUGUCGAACAAUGCGCUCACCGGCGUCAUCCCGGACGCGCUCUCGCGGUGCACGCAGCUCAGCCACAUCGUCCUCAACCACAACCGGCUGUCAGGCCCCGUGCCGGCCUGGCUGGGCACACUGCCGCAGCUGGGCGAGCUGACGCUCUCCGCCAACGAAUUCGCCGGCGCAUUGCCGGUCCAGCUCACCAAGUGCUCCAAGCUCCUCAAGCUGUCGCUCGACGGCAACCAGAUCAAUGGAACGGUGCCGCCUGAAAUCGGUAGGUUGGCUUCUCUCAACGUGCUGAAUCUGGCGCAGAACCGGCUCUCAGGUCCGAUACCGGCGACCCUGGCAAGACUGAGCAACCUGUAUGAGCUGAAUUUGUCGCAGAAUCACCUGUCGGGCGCGAUUCCACCUGACAUCGGCAAGAUGCAAGAGUUGCAGAGCUUGCUGGAUUUGAGCAGCAACAAUCUGGUGGGCAUAAUCCCUGCGUCAAUUGGGUCUCUCUCCAAGCUGGAAGAUUUGAACCUCUCUCACAAUGCUCUGGUGGGAACAGUGCCGUCGCAGCUCGCCAGGAUGAGCAGUUUGGUGGAGCUGGACUUGUCUAGCAAUCGGCUGGAUGGUAGGCUUGGGGACGAGUUCUCCCGGUGGCCGCAGGACGCCUUCUCCGGCAAUGCUGCGCUCUGCGGCAGCCAUCUGAGAGGCUGCGGCAGCGGCAGCGGCAGCGGCAGACGUGGCCGGUCUACGAUGCACUCCGCGUCGAUCGCGCUGGUGUCCGCGGCGGUGAUACUGACGAUUGUGCUCCUAGUGAUCGUGCUUGUGCUGAUGGCAGUGCGGCGGCGCGGGCGGCACUCCGGGGAGGUGAACUGCACGGUGUUCUCGUCCACCCAGGGCAACACGAACCGGCAGCUGAUUAUCAAGGGCUCGGCGCGGCGGGAGUUCCGGUGGGAUGCGAUCAUGGAGGCGACGGCGAACUUGAGCGACCAGUUCGCCGUCGGCUCCGGGGGCUCGGGGACGGUGUACAGGGCAGAGCUGCCCACCGGCGAGACGGUGGCCGUGAAGAGGUUCGUGCACAUGGACAGCGACAUGCUGCUGCAGGACAAGAGCUUCGCGAGGGAGGUGAAGAUCCUGGGCCGGGUCCGGCACCGCCACCUGGUGAAGCUCCUCGGGUUCGUCAGCCAAGGCGACCAUGGCGGCAGCAUGCUCAUCUACGAGUACAUGGAGAAGGGCAGCCUGUACGACUGGCUUCACGGCGAGGGCAAGAAGCGGGUGCUGAGCUGGGAGGCGCGGCUCAAGGUGGCGGCGGGCCUGGUGCAGGGCGUGGAGUACCUCCACCACGACUGCGUGCCGCGGGUGGUGCACAGGGACAUCAAGUCCAGCAACGUUCUCCUGGACGGCGACAUGGAGGCGCACCUCGGCGACUUCGGCCUGGCCAAGGCCAUCGCCGAGAACCGCAACGGCGGCAAGGAGUGCAGCGAGUCAGCCUCUCUCUUCGCCGGAUCAUACGGCUACAUGGCACCAGAAUGUGCUUACAGCCUCAAGGCGACGGAGAAGAGCGACGUCUACAGCACGGGCAUCGUGCUCAUGGAGCUCGUCACCGGGCUCCUGCCCACGGACAAGACCUUCGGCGGCGACGUGGACUUGGUGCGAUGGGUGCAGUCCCGGGUUGACGCGCCGUCGCCGGCCAGGGACCAGGUGUUCGACCCUGCGCUCAAGCCGCUGGUGCCGCGCGAGGAGUCGUCCAUGGCGGAGGUCCUCGAGGUGGCGCUCCGAUGCACCAGGCCUGCGCCAGGGGAGAGGCCGACGGCGCGCCAGAUCUCCGAUCUGCUGCUCCACGUUACGCUCGACUACUACCGAGCCGGCGAGCAGAAGCGCUAGGAAUGCAUUCCCUAUUUACCAACUGUUUCUUGUUUCAGCUAAUUUUGGGUGGCAUGAAAAGAGGCAACAAAAGUUGGGGUUUAUUAGGAAUAUGGUCACUGGAUCAGGGGAAGAAGAAUCCCCUUGAAUUGGAUUGGGAUUGUUUAACUUUCAAUUUGACUGGGCUUGGAGACUGUUUGUACAAGCGAUGCAAAUUUCUUGAGAUCCCUGAGGAACAUCUGCAGAUAAGUUCUGUCAGCGACCCCCACAAGGAAGUCAAUCAACAGGGAUAUGAAUCAUGUACCAUAAGUCAAUCAUUUGAAUUCGAAUAACCAUGCUGCAGACAAGGUAAUCAAUCAGAUUCAAGUACCAUAAAAAGGUCUCCCGUACAAGUACAACCCAAGUACUGUGAAACAUCAGUUUAUUACACUAUCGCAGAUGAAAUGCGGAGCCAGUUUUUGUGACCAAAGCAAACUG